Molecule: messenger RNA, 2646 nt
Organism: Spodoptera exigua (beet armyworm)
Lineage: Eukaryota; Metazoa; Arthropoda; Insecta; Lepidoptera; Noctuidae
Source: the annotation of a GenBank genome assembly
UAUUUUAUGAUUAUUUUAGUGUUAAAUACAGUGCCAUGAAGUGUGUCUGUGAAACUGUGAAGAAUUGACACACGCUCCAUCAACAUAGUGUACCUACAAGCAGAAAAACAAACAAACAAACAAAAAUAUGUAUAUAACAGCUUAAUAGCUGAUACUGUGAUCUCUUAUCGUGAAUAGUAUAAUUUUUUUUUAUUACAUUAUAUGAAUCGUGUAUAGUUUUCUCUUUGUCUAUGCAAUAUUAAAACAAAAUGAGUUCACUCAACACCAGUGUGCGGCCCCAAAUGCCUUUAAGACAGAAGGAUUUUGAUCAGAUAUGGGGCGAUUUACAAGAAGGCAUCGAACAAGUUUACAAACGGCAACAUAUGGAAAAGAAAAGAUAUAUGGAUUUGUAUACUCACGUAUACAACUACUGCACAUCAGUCCAUCACCAGAGCGCUGCAAGCAGUGUCAGCGGGAGGGUUCCCAGUAACAAUGGAGGCAGGAAUACCUUCGGUGGAGGGGGUAAGAAACAGAGUGGUCACGUCCAGGGCGGAGCGCAGUUGGUCGGGCUCGAAUUGUAUAAGAGACUGAAGGAGUUUCUUAGGCUCUACCUCGUGAAUUUGCUUCAGAAUGGCGCAGAACUAAUGGGCGAGGACGUGUUAGCGUUUUACACGAAACAGUGGGAAGAGUAUCAGUUCUCUUCGCGUGUCUUGAACGGCGUCUGCGCAUACCUCAACAGACAUUGGGUUAAGCGUGAAUGUGAAGAAGGACGGAAGGUGGGUAUAUACGAAAUCUAUCAACUGGCGCUCGUCACUUGGCGUGACCAUCUGUUUCAACGAUUGAACAAGCAAGUAACCAACGCAGUGCUGAAAUUGAUCGAGCGGGAACGCAACGGCGAGACGAUUAACACAAGACUAGUCUCAGGCGUAAUCAACUGUUACGUGGCAUUGGGUCUAAAUGAAGAUGAAACCGCGGCUCGGGGCCAGAACCUGCUGGUCUACAAGGAUACCUUCGAGGCUGUCUUCCUAGAGGACACUGAACGCUUCUACACCAGGGAAAGUACUGAUUUCCUGAGAAAUAAUCCCGUCACAGAAUAUAUGAUCAAGGCGGAACAACGUUUGCAAGAGGAACAGCGACGCGUGCAAGUGUACCUGCAUGAGACCACGAUGGAAAGACUUGCCAAGACCUGCGACAGGGUCCUCAUUGAGAAGCACCUUGAGAUAUUCCAUGCUGAGUUUCAGAAACUGCUAGACGGUGAGAAGAACGGCGACUUAGGCCGUAUGUACGGUCUAGUGGCGCGCAUUCCGGACGGUCUAUGCGAGCUAAGGCGGUUACUGGAACACCAUAUACACGCGCAGGGACUGCAGGCGAUAGACAAGUGCGGGGAUGCCGCGCAUUCUGACCCGAAAGUGUACGUGUCGACAAUCCUGGAAGUGCACAAGAAGUACAACGCGUUGGUUUUGGUGGCCUUCAACAAUGACUCCGGCUUCGUGGCCGCUCUAGACAAAGCUUGUGGACGGUUUAUUAACAGUAACGCGGUAACCAAAGCGGCGAAUUCGUCAUCGAAGAGUCCAGAACUGCUCGCUAAAUAUUGUGAUCUUUUACUGAAGAAAUCCAGCAAGAAUCCCGAAGAGGCUGAACUAGAAGACACGCUUAACCAAGUGAUGGUCGUAUUUAAAUACAUCGAAGACAAGGACGUCUUCCAGAAAUUCUACAGUAAGAUGCUGGCCAAGCGACUCGUGCAACACAUGUCCGCCAGUGACGACGCUGAGGCGUCCAUGAUCUCAAAAUUAAAGCAGGCGUGCGGUUUCGAAUAUACAAGCAAACUACAAAGGAUGUUCCAGGACAUAGGCGUCUCGAAGGACUUGAACGAGAACUUCCGCAAGCACAUGUCGAACAGCUGCGAACAGCCGCUACACAUCGACUUCAGCAUCCAGGUCCUGUCCUCCGGCUCCUGGCCAUUCCAACAGUCUUCCUGCUUCCAGCUGCCCACUGAAUUGGAGCGGUCAGUGCACAGGUUUACGACGUUCUACUCAUCGCAGCAUUCAGGACGCAAACUGAACUGGCUGUACAACAUGAGCAAGGGAGAACUUGUCACUAACUGCUUUAAGAACAGAUACACACUGCAGGCGAGUACGUUCCAGAUGGCGGUACUACUGCAGUACAACGACAACACUGCCUGGACCGUCAGCCAGCUAGAACAACAUACUGGGAUCAAGGGGGACUUCCUCAUACAGGUGCUUCAAAUUCUCUUGAAAGCGAAACUGCUGAUCUGCCAGGACGAUGAGUCUGAACUCUCUGAAUCUUCCGUCGUCGAGCUCUUUGUAGGAUAUAAGAACAAAAAACUCCGCGUAAACAUAAACAUCCCGCUGAAGACAGAGCUGAAGGUGGAACAGGAGGCCACGCACAAACACAUCGAAGAGGACAGAAAGAUGCUUAUACAGGCGGCCAUAGUGAGGAUAAUGAAGACACGUAAAACGUUGAAACACCAGCACUUAGUGGUGGAAGUACUAAACCAGUUGUCCUCGCGCUUCAAGCCCAGAGUUCCAGUCAUCAAGAAAUGCAUCGACAUUCUUAUCGAGAAAGAGUACCUAGAACGCACAGAAGGAGAGAAGGACACAUAUAGCUACCUAGCAUGAUUGCGCCGCGAUAUAUGUAAUAAAUGAU